GUAAGAUACGGCGUCAGGCCGCUUCUUAGAACCACAGCUUCGGCUUCUCUUCUUCGGUUCAACCGCGACCGCAGGCACAAGAAGAUAUAUCUAAAAGCAAUCAUGAUUCCGUUGGGUGAAGGUCAUAUGCGUUCUGUAUCAGCUCACCUGCCGGGCAACACUUGCUUUCAUACAGUCGGGUAGCGAGGCGGCUGCAACUUUGCCAGAUCCACCCCAACCACAGGUGUUCGUUCUGUUCAGCUGUGCGACUAUUCUAUGUCAAACGUUGCAUUGCUCUCGCUUGUUUUCGCUUGAUUUCGCUUGCGUUCGCUGGCCUUGCCUCGCCUCGCCGCCGCGCCAUCAGCCUUUCUUGUUGCGAAUCACUCUUGGCGGAAGCAAUCACGAAUGUAACCCUCGCCGCUGUUGUGUCUGUUCCUCCUGUGGACGAUCGUUGACAGUCCACGCUCCCCAGCUCGAGCUUCAUUGAAUGGUGAUUGCAGAAGCCUUAUUCUGAAUCGAGCCUUGGAAGUCAGCAGCACAUCUGCACUUCCGCAGCAUCCGCAAAACUCCUGCGAGGUCGAUUUUCGUUUACAUGCGACUCAGCACUUCCCUCACCACUCGACUCUCAAGCAUGAAAUCUCUAGUCUCUCAAGCUCUUUCCUCUGCCUAGAAUCUCAAGUCUCCCGGCUAUGGCGGCACAAGUAGCUAGUAGACAAGGGAGCAUAGCUGCACAUCAACCGGCGGCCACGCGGACCAAUAUCGAGCAGCCACGUCAUCUGCACACCGCCUCGCAACAGCGCCAUCCGAUGAGUCACCCUCAGCAGCAGCAGCAGCAGCAGCAGUCGCAGAUGCAGACGCAGACGCAGCAGGACCAAAGCCCUCGUUACAGUCCCGUUCGCAACGGAAACUACAGAAGACCGGCGUUAACCAACCCGUUCACUGGAAACCCGGAAUAUCUUCCCCAGCAGCAGCAGAUGCGGCCACAGCGCCGCCAUAGGCGCUCCUGUUCCAUGUCAGACUUCGUCUCCAAUAUAAUCAUCCCCGACUCGCAAGCCCAAGCGCCAUCCCCGAUACCAACUUCCUCAAUCGCAAACAACGCCAGUUGCAGUAGCCCCAUUCCGUACAAUUAUUCCCCUGACUAUUCCCCUGGACCGGUCUCCGCACCAUCCGCUCUCUCGUUCCCGCCAUCAGAACCCGUCCCAGAGAUUAAAGCUAAGGCGUCGACGCCUCCUCCCGUUACGAGAAGCCAAGCGGCUCCUCCGCGCCGCGGCCGCCACGUCAGACGCAGUUCCUGGUCAGGCUAUGGGCCAAUCGCGUUCGACGGAACAACCGAGCUGGAGACGUUGGACCUACUAUCACCGGCGAGGUUCCACGCUGCCGCCGCCGCCGCCGACGGCGCGCUUUCCGGCGCUCAGUUCGCAAACAACUCGACGGCGGGCGAAGGAUUUCGAACGGCCGUCCGAAACAACAGAGGAUCUCUCGAGUUAAAUCCGACGGUGCUCGCCGACGCCACACGAAUGGUUCCAGUCGGCCUCCCAGCCGGCCUUCCGGCCCCUUCACCUUCUGUCCUCCCUAGAGCCGCAAGCCACGGCGGCGGCCGCAGGACCGUGUUUCCGACGCCGCAAAGCACAGCUACUAACGUGGAUGCCGAUGCUGACUCAGAUGACGAGUUUGUCGAGCUGUACGGGAACGCGAGGCGGCAUCGCGCGGAGGCCGCGCGCGCGUUGAACGCGCUGGAAAGGCUCGUUUCCACAUCGAACGGUGCUGGUAGCCCCACUGGGGCGGCUCGUGGCGCGGGGAAAGUUGGAUCGCCUGUCGCUCUGUCGCCCACGUCGUCACCAACAGCUAAGCCCGCGGGCGAUGACAGACGAUUUUCGCGAGAUCGUAACUUGAGUUCCGAUGCGACGAACCCGCCGGUUCGCUCGCCGCUGUCAUCCCGCAUCCGCCGCACGAUCUUCGGGCAAGGCUCGCCGUGCAACGUAACGCAAGCUUCGGAGGCUGCAGCACCGACGCCGUCAAGAUAUACCCUGAUGCAAUAUGCACCGUCGAUGAAGAGCCAUACCGCGCCCAGCAGAGGCAGUAUCUUGCCGGGGCGUUUGCCUAGCAAGGCGCCACAGAACCACCAAUCAGACGCCACAAAUAAAGGCCCAAUUUCAACUUCUCUUCGACAGAACCCCGCUCUGACGGUUGUAGCUGUGGCAGAAGGGUUAGGGGGGUUACCCCUGCGCCCCCCCUCUUUUUCGCAAUCUAGCGUGACAUGCACGUCGCCAACCUUCGCUCAGGGAGUGUCGCCAGUGACGGGCGACGACCGCAUUCAGCGCCGGCGAUCUCAUGAUGACGGGAUGAAGUCCUCGCGAAUGAGGGUGUUGCGGCGUGUGAGCUUCAGCUCAAAUGUGGAAUUUAUUUCAGGGAGUGAAUGAUUUCCUGGUCAAAACCAUUAUCAUUCAAGUACCUACUUCUACUUUUGUAGGAAUGUACAAGUAUCCUUUUCCAUGGCAUAAUCUUACUCAAUCGUC
Molecule: messenger RNA, 2495 nt
Organism: Closterium sp. NIES-67
Lineage: Eukaryota; Viridiplantae; Streptophyta; Zygnematophyceae; Desmidiales; Closteriaceae
Source: the annotation of a GenBank genome assembly